This is a messenger RNA of Vicia faba (fava bean), 906 nucleotides long. Lineage: Eukaryota; Viridiplantae; Streptophyta; Magnoliopsida; Fabales; Fabaceae. The record is from the annotation of a GenBank genome assembly.
AUGGAUACUCCACCAAACCACACUUCUUCACAUAAUAACUUUCUCAUUUCCGUUACCGUUUUCGCAGUUACCGUUAUCGUUUUCUUAACGAUCUAUUUCAUCUUCCGUUACCGCCGCAAUAGCAUCACUCGUCGUUUAACUCCGCCGUCGUCUUCCACAGUUUUAUCAUCCGGCAAUAGAGUAUCGCCGGAGAUGGCUUCGUCGUCGUCUUCCGUAGUUGAUUCUCUCCCGCUGUUUACUUUCUCUUCCAUCAAACGCCGUUCAUCGUCUGUUAUCUCCGGCGACUGCGCUGUUUGUUUGUCGAGGUUUGAGCAGAAUGACGUCCUCCGUCUUCUCCCUCUCUGCUGCCACGCAUUCCACGCGGAAUGCGUUGAUGUUUGGCUCCGGUCGAAUCUGACGUGUCCGCUUUGUCGAUCAGCUGUUAUCGCUUCGGAAUCGGAGCUUGUGAAGAUUUCCCAGCCGGUAUCGUCUUCUUCUGAUAACAGUUUCCGUUUGGAGUUAGGAAAUGUCAGCAACCGUGGAGCCACCGCAUCUGAGAUUGUCAGCGGAGAAAACGAUCGGAGAUCAUACUCCGUCGGCGCAUUCGAGUAUUUCGUCGACGAGGAGGCUGAGAUUCCGUUCGGUCACACUAAUCGAAGAGUUCUUUCUGGUGAGAAAGAUGAUGCACCGGCAGUGCCGGCGGGGGAGGUCCCGGUUCCGGUGGCUUCUUUGGUCGGUGAAGGUAACAACUGGCUGAAGGAUUACAUGGACAAUAUAUCUAGUGUGACGUGGUUUAGAAAUUCUGGAAGGUUCUUCAAUGGGAGUAGUAGAAGAAACGACGUAGUUGGAGUUCAAGAUUUUGAUGUUGAAGCUAAUACCUUUGGGGAAGAAAUUAGUGAAAUGUUUAGAUGGGUCUCUGGCUUUUGA